AUGGUGCGAUUGUGGUUUAUUCUUCAACAAACUGUUGUGGUGGCGACACCGCUAACCUCGUCACACGAUGUUGGUGGCUGUGGUUCGCAGUCAGAGCCAGUCGAGGUUGCAGAGGCCGCCUUUGAAAUGUACCAACAUAUCUCUUCUUUGGAUCUACCGCAAAGUAUUGUCGUCGAUACGUACAUUCACGUGGUGGCAGCGUCCAAUGCCACUGAAGACGGAUACAUCUCGGUAGAGCUUCCACCCCUAGGAAACAAAGAGCACAAGAUGAAAGUGUUCAAUGACGACUUCACAGAAACCGGCUUCUCCUUUGUAGUCAAGAACAUCGACUGGACCAUCAACCCGAAAUGGGCCAGGCACGACACUGAGAUGGCGAUUAAUCGAGAAAUGGCCAAGAAGCUACGCAAAGGAACGUACAGUGCUCUCAAUCUAUACUACAUUUUAUCAUCCACCAGGUUUGGCGGUGUCUGCGCUUUCCCUGUAUCGCCAGUGCCCAACGACUACAGCUACGAUGGCUGCGUCCAAGUCUAUGGGACAACGCCCAACGUCAAUGACAGAUUCAUCGGACGCGUCACUUCGCAUGAAGUUGGGCACUGGUUCAUCCGUACCACACGUUCCAGGGAAACAGCUGCAACGGCGCGGGCGACUACGUGGACGAUACGCCCCAACAGAACAGUCCGAAUGAUGUAUACUAGUGUCCCACUGAUGAACCGGAUACUUGUCCUGUCGUUGCAAGACACAGCCGUUUACACUAGGCUAGAUUGA
This is a messenger RNA of [Torrubiella] hemipterigena, 765 nucleotides long. The record is from the annotation of a GenBank genome assembly. Lineage: Eukaryota; Fungi; Ascomycota; Sordariomycetes; Hypocreales; Clavicipitaceae.